CAAAAGUGUAAGAGAUUCAUUAAAUGGCUGUGCAAGAUGAGUCAAUUGGACUAGCGAUGAUAAUUGUUGGCAUGGCGAAUUGCUUGAGCUCGACCGUGGGAAGUUGGGAAUUCCUGGUGCGCGGACUAGCGACGGUGUCAAUGGUCGAUCGCAUGAAUGAUCUGUGUCAUUCUGCAUUGUCGGACGAAACCGAUCACGAUCUAUGAGAUGAGACUGAAUGAAUACGAAAACAAGAAAGUCCCUACUCGAAGAAUAGGACGGAAGAGGGAUACGAAGGGAG
Molecule: messenger RNA, 280 nt
Organism: Xylona heveae TC161
Lineage: Eukaryota; Fungi; Ascomycota; Xylonomycetes; Xylonales; Xylonaceae
Exons: 1
Coding region: 24-206 (60 amino acids)
Source: RefSeq, a predicted model, not a curated record